This is a messenger RNA of Dermacentor andersoni, 1557 nucleotides long. RefSeq names its product tubulin alpha-1C chain-like. The record is from RefSeq and is a predicted model, not a curated record. Gene Ontology annotation, cellular component: microtubule. Gene Ontology annotation, molecular function: GTP binding; structural constituent of cytoskeleton. NCBI's taxonomy places the organism in Eukaryota, Metazoa, Arthropoda, Arachnida, Ixodida, Ixodidae. Gene Ontology annotation, biological process: microtubule-based process.
GUCUAUAAAGGGAGCGUCGGUGGCGUGGCUGGAAUCACUUACGUUUGUGAUACAGAGAGUUGUUGUUUAGCGUGAAGUAAGAACAACAGUUCUGCCGCCACCGGACAUGAGGGAGUGCAUCAGUAUCCACAUCGGCCAGGCCGGCGUGCAGAUUGGCAAUGCCUGCUGGGAACUCUACUGCCUGGAACAUGGCAUCCAGCAAGAUGGUCAGAUGCCCAGCGACAAGCUGUCCGGUGGGAUCGAUGAUUCUUUCAACACUUUUUUUGCCGAUACCGGCGCCGGCCAUUAUGUCCCCCGAGCUGUGUUCAUCGAUCUGGAGCCAACAGUUGUUGAUGAGGUGCGCACUGGCGCUUACCGUCAGCUCUACCACCCGGAGCAGCUAAUCUCUGGCAAGGAGGACGCUGCCAACAACUACGCGCGUGGCCAUUACACCAUCGGCAAGGAGAUCGUCGACCUAGUGCUUGACCGCAUCCGGAAGCUGGCCGACAUGUGCACGGGUCUACAGGGCUUCCUCGUGUUCCACAGCUUUGGCGGCGGCACUGGCUCUGGAUUCACCUCGCUUCUCAUGGAGCGCCUUUCGGUUGACUAUGGGAAGAAGUCCAAGCUCCAGUUUUCCAUCUACCCAGCACCCCAGGUCUCAACUGCUGUUGUUGAACCAUACAACUCCAUCUUGACCACACACACGACCCUGGAACACUCUGACUGUGCCUUCAUGGUUGAUAAUGAGGCCAUCUUCGAGAUCUGCCGGCGCAAUUUGGAUAUUGAACGACCCUCAUACACCAGCCUGAACCGGCUAAUUAGUCAAGUUGUCUCCUCCAUCACUGCUUCCCUCCGCUUCGAUGGUGCACUCAACGUUGACUUGACCGAGUUUCAGACCAACUUGGUACCUUAUCCUAGGAUCCACUUCCCACUGGUCACAUAUGCUCCCAUCAUCACCGCUGAGAAGGCCUACCAUGAGCAGCUUACCGUGGCCGAGAUUACCAACGCAUGUUUCGAGCCGGCCAACCAGAUGGUCAAAUGCGAUCCACGCCAUGGCAAGUACAUGGCCUGCUGUAUGCUGUACCGUGGCGACGUGGUGCCUAAGGACGUCAAUGCUGCCAUUGCAACCAUCAAGACCAAGCGUAGCAUCCAGUUUGUGGACUGGUGUCCCACAGGGUUCAAGGUGGGCAUAAACUACCAGCCACCUACCGUUGUGCCCGGCGGAGACCAGGCCAAGGUUCCGCGUGCUGUCUGCAUGUUGUCCAACACGACAGCCAUCGCUGAGGCCUGGGGCCGACUGGACCACAAGUUCGACCUCAUGUAUGCCAAGCGUGCCUUCGUACACUGGUAUGUGGGCGAAGGCAUGGAAGAGGGAGAGUUCUCAGAGGCCCGUGAGGACAUGGCUGCCCUCGAGAAGGACUACGAGGAGGUUGGCAUGGACUCAAACGAGGACAUCGACGAGGGCGAGGAGUACUAGGCUGGGUGCUGCAUUCCCUCGACAGGAACACGAGACUUUUCAACCAAGCAAAAAUGGCUGUUGUCGUUUGAAAUUUCGUAAUAAAGGACUUGGUCAUUCCA